Vigna umbellata (rice bean) is the source of this 2205-nucleotide messenger RNA. Its product is annotated as protein NUCLEAR FUSION DEFECTIVE 4-like. Gene Ontology annotation, cellular component: membrane. The record is from RefSeq and is a predicted model, not a curated record. NCBI's taxonomy places the organism in Eukaryota, Viridiplantae, Streptophyta, Magnoliopsida, Fabales, Fabaceae.
CCAGCACAGAUUUAUCUCGUUCUGACUCUCACACUGAUUUAUUCUGACCAUAUGCUUUCUUUUUGGUUCUCCGUUUUGUGAAGGAAAGGUCUUUGGUGUUUUGUGUUGUUGUGUGCUGUUCUUGAGCUGAAGUUAGCGAAAUGUUGAGAGUGAAGGGAGGGAAAAGGCCACCUUGGGUGGGACUUGGAGCUGCCGUGUGGGUUCAGAUUUGUUCAGGAAAUGGCUACACUUUCCCUCUCUACUCUCAUUCCUUGAAAUCCGUUUUGGGUUUCAACCAGAGCCAGAUUACUCUGCUUGGUGUUGCCAAUGAUAUUGGUGAGAACCUUGGCAUUCUUCCUGGUCUCGCCUGCAACAAGUUCCCCCCUUGGCUCAUUCUUCUCAUUGGUGGUCUCUUAUCAUUCCUUGGUUUUGGUGUUCUCUGGCUCGCUAUUUCUAAAACAUUUGACUGCGUUCCUUUCAUUGUGCUAUGGCUUGCACUUGCUGUAGCUACCAACAGCUGUGCAUGGUUAUCUACUGCUAUUCUUGUCACCAACAUGAGAAAUUUCCCUGUCAGUAGAGGCACAGUUGCAGGAGUCCUGAAAGGUUAUUCGGGGCUCAGUGCUGCAGUUUUUACGGAAAUUUACAGCGUGGGUUUUCAUAAUUCUUCACCCAACUUCCUGUUGUUCCUUGCCAUUGGUAUUCCUGCUUUAUGCUUCAGUACAAUGUUUCUUGUUCGGCCUUGCACUCCGGCUUCCGGUGAAGAUUCUUCUGAAAACAGUCAUUUUUUAUUCAUCCAAGUUGCUAGUGUAGCCUUGGGUUUAUACUUACUUGCAACAACAAUACUCGACAACUUUGUCCCCAUGAAUUAUACAGUAUCAUUUGUUAUGUUGGCUGUGAUGAUUCUCCUUCUCUUGGCCCCCCUUGCAAUCCCUAUAAAGAUGACACUGUGCCCCAGAAAAGCAUCUGCAUCAGAAACACCAGAGCAACAUGUUGGAUCUUCCGACUUUCUGGUUCAAGAUGGCAAGGUGGACAACACAGAACCCUUGCUAUCAUCUUCAUCAACCAGUGGCCUUGGAAGUUUUAAUGAUGUGGAUGGUUCAGCUGAGGUGGCCAUGCUUCUCGCUGAGGGUGAGGGGGCAGUGAGGAAGAAGAGAAGGCCCAAGAGAGGGGAAGAUUUUAAGUUUACCGAGGCUCUCGUUAAGGCAGAUUUCUGGCUACUGUUUUUUGUUUACUUUGUUGGGGUUGGAACAGGGGUUACCGUUCUGAAUAAUUUGGCUCAGAUUGGCAUUGCACAAGGUAUGGAAGAUACCACUGUUUUGCUGUCAUUAUUCAGCUUUUUCAAUUUUGUGGGUCGGCUAGGUGGAGGAGUUGUUUCAGAACAUUUUGUCAGGACAAAAACGAUUCCAAGGACAAUUUGGAUGACAUGCACGCAGAUAAUUAUGAUAUUCUUGUACCUUCUCUUUGCAUAUGCUAUCAAGGGAACACUUUAUCCUGCAAUUGCAGUUCUUGGCAUCUGCUAUGGCGUGCAAUUUUCCAUAGUGAUUCCCACUGUUUCAGAGCUUUUUGGGUUGAAACACUUUGGUUUGUUGAGCAACUUCAUGGGUCUGGGGAAUCCACUUGGUGCAUCACUUUUCUCGGCUCUUCUAGCAGGACACGUAUAUGAUAACGAGGCAGCAAAACAACAUGGCGAAGGCCUCAUUGCUUCAGGUGUUGCAUGUAUUGGUCCAAGUUGUUUUCAGCUAACCUUUUUCACUCUGGCUGGUGUGUGUGUUGCGGGUACUCUCUCCAGCAUUAUCUUGACUAUAAGAAUUAAGCCCGUUUACCAAAUGCUUUAUUCUGGGGGUUCGUUUAAGCUACCUCAAACUUCAGGCCACUAAAAACUACUCAAGUUCAAUAACAAAUAUAGCACACCACACUUUAUUUUACAGACAAACCUGUCUAGCUGCUUUUUCCUGGUCUGCCAUUACAUUUUCAACAAUGCUGAUAAACAAUCUAUCAGGCAAGAGAUGUUGGCUUCAAUGUUGGGAUAUGACCCUGACCACUGAGAAUUGUUAAAGGUGAAGGAAGUGUGAUACGUGAUCUGUAUGCACAUGGUUGUAGGCUAAUUAAUCUAUCAGAUACUGUUUGGAACAAUCGUUUAUUUCAAUGUAUGUGAUGAUAAUUAUACAACGAAUGAGCUCAAUAUCUGUUAAUUGUUAUUGAACGUAACAUUUUAGUUUAGCUUUA